AGCUGUCUCCUAAAUUCGGUGUUGAGAUCUCACUGCAUUUUCCAACGGAGUCUAGAAAGAGGAAACUGAGUCAAAACGAGGCUGCUGGGGUGGGUUCGUAGCUGAGGUGACCAGUGCCUCUAAGAAGGAAACCCAGAAAGAUCACCAGAUGCUCUGGGAAGAGAAGACGUCUGCGGGCCCCGGAGAGGCCUCGGGAGGGACACCCAGCCAGGCCUCCAUCUUGGACUUCUGGUCUGGGGACCCUGAGGCAACAAUCUCCCGCGUGGAAGCCCCGGGCUGCAGGCUUUUCGCACCUCACUGCAGACUAAAGUGGCUGUUCCCAGACCUCACGACACAGUCAGGCUACCUUGGGUCUGAGGCACCCCUGAUCUCCACCAAGCUGUGGGUGUUCAGCCAGUUGCUCCCCCGGGCUACUGGCUCCCAAAGGUCCCAGCCCGGCUCUCACCCCAGGAGCUCUUCCCCUGCCUGGGGCACUGACAACUCGACAUUUGACAAGAGCCCCAGGGACUUCUGCCCUGGGCACUGAGAGCCCAGGCUCCAGAGGAAAUGAGGAUGAUGCCUCCCCAUUCCCCAGCCCGACCCACUGUCCUGUCAGCCUUCUGGCUGCGCCACACGUGUGGUUCUCAGCCCAUGUGCUGGGGUCGCUGGUGGGGUUCCCAGAAGCCAAAGCCAGCUGCCAAAGCCCUCCUGUCUGUUCCUUCUGCUUCCCCUUUUGCACUUUCAAGGCAGGCAGUGGAACCACUGAGCUAAAUCCCCAGCAUCACAUCGAUUUCUUAAGGACCUGCAUGGCCACAGGGUCCCCAGGAGGUCUGUGGUCCUGCAGGGACAGUGUAGCAGCAGGGACAGGCAUCAUCUGGAACGGGCAGCUGACAAACUCUGGGGCAGAGGCAAUGAGAUGCCCUGGCCAUGCAGUCACAGUGGGGAAGAGCCCCCUGCCAGUGUUCCCGGCUGAAAGUCAGCAACAGGAAGAACUGUGGCUACCUACACAUCUCCAGAGACCAGUGCUUCGAGAAAGGCUGCUGCUUCAACUCCAGCAUUCCUGGGGUUCCCUGGUGUUUCUACCCGCUGCCCCUUCAAGCGUCUGAGCCGUGCCUUCCGGGGCCAGAUUCUGAGCAGUGCGUCAUGGAGGUCUCAGACCGCAAGAACUGCGGCUUUCCCGGCAUCACCCCCAAGGACUGCGCCUCCCGCAACUGCUGCUUCUCCAACGCGGUCCCCCAGGUGCCCUGGUGUUUCUUCCCCAAGCCUGUGAGAGACUGUUAUUACUGAGAAGCACAGAGUUUCUGUGGGCCGGACCAGCUUCCCACUGCGAGACCAGAGGAAAGGUCAGAGUCUGCCGGUACCCGCUUCAGGCUCCUCUGGUCCCUGGGUCUCUGCACCUUCCUGCCCCUUCUCUGAGCUCGCCUCACAGCUUCUUCAAAUAAAGAAAG
This is a messenger RNA of Fukomys damarensis (Damara mole-rat), 1427 nucleotides long. It is a transcript of the gene Tff2, whose product is annotated as trefoil factor 2. Gene Ontology annotation, molecular function: CXCR4 chemokine receptor binding. Bases 907 to 1266 code for a protein of 119 amino acids. The record is from RefSeq and is a predicted model, not a curated record. The transcript is spliced from 4 exons. Gene Ontology annotation, biological process: negative regulation of gastric acid secretion; chemokine-mediated signaling pathway; maintenance of gastrointestinal epithelium. NCBI's taxonomy places the organism in Eukaryota, Metazoa, Chordata, Mammalia, Rodentia, Bathyergidae.